Malassezia restricta is the source of this 909-nucleotide messenger RNA. RefSeq lists its product as uncharacterized. The record is from RefSeq and is a predicted model, not a curated record. The coding region runs from base 1 to 909 and encodes 302 amino acids. NCBI's taxonomy places the organism in Eukaryota, Fungi, Basidiomycota, Malasseziomycetes, Malasseziales, Malasseziaceae. The transcript has a single exon.
AUGACGACGGCUGGCGAUGGGGCGGUUCUGCGUGUCAAGCGUAAACGCGCUGACGAUCCAGUCGAUGCAUUUUUGUUCCAGUUUCACACGCAAUCGCACCUCGCAAAACGCCGUGGCACGCAGCCGCAUCAUCCGCCUGACCAGCCCGGACAUGGCAUGUUUCGACGGAGAGAGACGGUGAAUAUAGGCGAGCAGAUGGCAAAGGAUGCACAAGUGAUCGAAGCAGAAUGGGAUAGUUUUUCGAAAAGAAUGAGACUCAAACGCAAGCAUGAGCAAGACACAGAAACAACGAGUGUCCGGCGCAAGCAUCUACCAUCCCAUCUUCAAGAGGAGGACAAGGCGCAGGAUAUGAACUGUUUCUCUGACAUGCUAUCGGAGUACCUCAGAUUGAAUCAAGUCUCAUUGGAAUCCCACGAUACGAGUGCGGAGGCUGCAAAUGAGUACGUCUUUGAUAUCUACUAUCAAGAUACCACGCCUAUGACUGCAUGGAGGCAUCGCGACGCAAAAAACGUGAACUGUGUACCAACAGUUGGACACGCUCGUACCAAGUCCAAUAAGCCACAUUCAUCAGUACCUAUUAGUGGCAAGGGAUACGACACAGGACCAUCCACAACCACAGCCCCUGGCUUUGAGCAUUUGCAAGACCCAGAAGAGGAUGUAGACUGGAUGCAUGAAGCCUCCUUCUAUCCCGUGCAUCUACGCACAACAAUGGAUGAAAAUGGACACACUCUCGUAACAGCUGUGCCUAUCGGUGCUCAAGGACUCGCAGAAAAUGACCUGAUGUUGGAAGAAAUCGAGUCUGGAGCGGACUUAUGUGACGACGACGAGGACAGUAAUGAUGAAGAUUUUUACCGAAAUGAUUACCCGGAUCAAGACGAGUGGGACGCAGACAGUGAUACAGAGUGGUAG